Messenger RNA from Oldenlandia corymbosa var. corymbosa, 2565 nucleotides. NCBI's taxonomy places the organism in Eukaryota, Viridiplantae, Streptophyta, Magnoliopsida, Gentianales, Rubiaceae. The record is from the annotation of a GenBank genome assembly.
CAACAAAUCAUCAACCACUUUCAAUAAACUAAAACUUAUCCAGAAAGUCCAAAUCAGACAGAAGAAAACAUAAUAUAAACUGAAAAAAUAACAAUGAACUUUUGAAGUUAAUCGGACUUAAAAAAAUUCAGACUUUACCCCACGUUUUCCAGUCGAGAAAGAGCCGGCAAUCCAAAAUCAAUUGCUUUUUAGGCCACUGAUCGAACUGAGCGAGUCAAAGACAUGAAGCAGCAGAGUCAUCUGCUCAGACUCAAUGCUAUUGCUUCAUCUUCAUCAUCAAUUUCCAACUUCUUGAUUCCUUCUUUUCCCCGUCCUUCUUCCAUCCCUCUGCCUAAACUGUCCUUCUCGUCUUCUCGACCCUUUCGCAGUACUGGUUUCCUCCUUCGUUCUGGCGCCGCCCCUUCUUCUGGCUUCAUCUGCAGGGCAAAGAGUGAUAAUUCAGCAACAAACAAAUCGGAAGAUUCUUAGAAACGAAUAAUAUACUAAAGCCACUUAUAUGAUGAUUUUACUAGAUUUGAUAUCACCAUUGGAACUUGGGAAGCCGAAUCAGACUCACAAACCGGAGAAGCAUGUGAACGGAAUAUUCUGGAUUCUACUUCUUAAUAUUGGGAUAUACAUUGCAGAUCAUGUAUUUCAGGUGCGAUGGAUAAAAGCUCUGUAUUUGUACCACAACCGGCCUGCUUGGUUCCAAUUUGUGACUGCAACAUUUUGUCAUUUUAAUUGGAAUCAUCUUUCGAGUAACCUCUUUUUCUUAUAUAUAUUUGGAAAGCUUGUUGAGGAGGAAGAAGGGAAUCUUGGGUUGUGGCUUUCAUAUAUCCUAACUGGUGCUGGAGCCAAUUUUGUGUCAUGGCUGCUUCUGCCAAGAAAUGCUGUUUCUGUUGGAGCAUCUGGUGCAGUAUUUGGACUGUUUGCUGUUAGUAUCCUUGUAAAGAUGUCCUGGGACUGGAGAAAGAUCCUUGAGGUGCUCAUUUUGGGCCAGUUUGUUAUAGAGAAGGUGAUGGAAGCAGCUCAGGCUUCAGCAGGGAUAGGGGGUGGUUUUCGAGGAGCCUUACAAAAUGUGAAUCACAUAGCACAUCUUUCAGGUGCUUUAAUUGGUGCGGCUUUGAUAUAUCUUCUCAGCAGACUUUCGUCACAACCAUCAGAUAUGAAUGCCGGGAGCAUGCACAGUGGAAAGAUGAAUUGAUACGAAGUAGUAGGUAUACUGAAUUAAACCUAAUGGAUUCCUUUUCAAAAAAAAAAAAAAAAACAACUAAUGGAUUGACUCGAAUACUGAAAUAUUUACUCAGGGUGAGUUAUCUUGAACUAAAUUUCAUUCAAUCUUAUUGAAUUCUGAAUUCUUCUGAGAGAAGAUUACAACUAAGAGCCCCCAAAAGAAACAGUUCCAACGUUACAAGAGUAGUCUACCCACAAGAAAACCUUUUUAACAGAUUAUUCCAAAUCAAUCUUUUUUUUUUUUUUUUUGGACUACACAUCAAUCUUCGGUUUCGAUAUGUUGUAGCUAUGAAAACACUGUAUCUGGUCAGCAUUAACACAUCCUCUGUUCCACAUUCUAGAGAAGCUCAAGUAGCCUGAACAUCAUCUGCAUAAGCCCGUGGCAAGCCAAGAUGACAGUCCCGAAAAGUUAGCUCUAGUAGUCUAGUGCUCUAGUCUAAUCCACCACUAUCAGCUAUGCAAGUCACCUGCAGUAAAUAGCUUGGUCUAUACGGACAGGAAUCUGCUUGAUUUCAGUUCCAAGCUCUUGCUCUAUGUUAUACCUGAAACAGAGAUAUUGAGAAUUGAGCAUUCAUCAGUCAACAAUCCUUCUCUGGUGCUCCAGGAAGACUUGCAGGCUGCAAAUGCAGAAACACACUGAUAAAUUGAGACGGUCUUCAUGUGUUAUCAACUUCACAACCAGCCAGCCUUCGUCUAACUGAAUAGCACCCGAAAAAUUAUUCUCAACGUAAGCAAGCCUUCAAAUUAGGAGGGAAAAGACAGCAAAAUUUCAAGGUCCUGAACAGGCAAAAUGGUCAGAAAGGUAAUGUUUCCAGUACCUUGUAAAAGGAUCCAGCCCUGGAGUCCACCAUCCGUCCAGGAGGCAACCAUUCAGGAAGAACAUCAUUGUCCACUACAAUCUGUGACAACAGUUCUCAUCUAAGAAUUUGAACAGAAACAGUAGCUAAGCAAUAAUAUUAUACUCACUGGAUCAUAUUUACUCUUGGAGGGACAGCUUUCCUGUUUUUGUUCAGUCACUAACUGCAAAGUUCCGUCACUAGUCUGCAUUUAUCGUAUGAAAGGUCGCUUUUUCUUGGAGUAUAACUUUAGGUCCUUUUCUGGAUGAGUAUAGUGCUGCAAGAUAAAGACGCAUUUUGAGAAAACUCUGAAACAAGUAUUAUCCAUAUGUAAAUAUAUACUGAACUAGACUAGGUUGUGACUGGUGCUACAAUCACCAGUUCUCGGACAAUGGUGAUUUGCAACAAAACAGACUGCGAAAGAUCAAAACUUGAAGAAAGUAUUAGAAUUGAUAACUUCAAUAAUUACUCAGCAUACAGUUCUGUGAUGAAUGAAUAGAAAAGAUUAAAGAACAAG